This is a messenger RNA of Anarrhichthys ocellatus (wolf-eel), 1834 nucleotides long. It is a transcript of the gene hs3st1l1, whose product is annotated as heparan sulfate (glucosamine) 3-O-sulfotransferase 1-like1. The record is from RefSeq and is a predicted model, not a curated record. The transcript is spliced from 2 exons. The coding region runs from base 531 to 1472 and encodes 313 amino acids. Gene Ontology annotation, molecular function: [heparan sulfate]-glucosamine 3-sulfotransferase activity. NCBI's taxonomy places the organism in Eukaryota, Metazoa, Chordata, Actinopteri, Perciformes, Anarhichadidae.
CGCAAAGCAGCGGCUUGGGCACAACUCUCCCUGCGUUUCUCUACACACAGCACAGGCUCGUCUGCGCGAGUCGCGGAGACGGAGUCGAGCUGCCCGCUUUGAAUAAACGAGGACUCCGUCCCACCCCCACCCCAACUCAUUGUGUCUGCUCUCAAAUGAGUCAGUGAUGAGAGUGGCCGCGAGGAGAGACGGACGCUUUUCCUCUAUGUGGACCGGCAGUGCGCAAAAGUGCGCUCCGUGGUUCGGCAGCAUCAGCACCAUCAUCCUGCUCCUUCUCCUCCGCUGCUCCUGAGAUCAACCCGAACCCGAGAGGCGCGCCGAGACCCUCCCCGAAACCCCCGUGCGAGAUGUGCUGUGGACUGCCGAUGAUUUCUCCUCCUCCUCCUCCGGCUCAAAUUCAUUGGCAGACAAAGACUGCACUUCUCACUGCUCUUGUUAUCACUGAGCUCAGGAAGACGGAUCUGGUCCACAGCUAAACCAUUGUCUCCUUUACUUGCUUCUGUCUUCUGUCCACUCUUCGUACCAUCACCAUGGCUUGUUUCUUGGCAUCCGCCUUUCUUCUGGUUCUCCAGACAAACGCUGCCCCGCCUGAGCUCGUCCAGGAAGGAUUUGGCAUAACACUGGACCCCAUGGACCUUGAUGCUGGACUACCAGUCAACGUCUCUGGAGAUGUACCCUCAUCUCCGCCCCCAGGGACUAGUAAAAGAGCCCCACACAGCAUCAUUAUUGGGGUGCGCAAGGGCGGCACAAGAGCACUGUUGGAGAUGCUGGACAUUCAUCCGGAGGUUGCCGCUGCUGCCACCGAGGUGCACUUCUUUGACUGGGAUGAGAACUACGCCAAGGGCUUCGAGUGGUACCGUGACCUGAUGCCGUACUCGUACCCGCACCAGAUCACAGUGGAGAAAACGCCAGGCUACUUCACGUCACCCCUCGCACCAGAACGCAUCUGUGCCAUGAACUCGUCCAUAAAGCUGCUGCUGAUCUUGCGAGACCCGGCCGAGCGUGUCAUCUCCGACUACACCCAGGUGUACUUCAACCGGCUGGAGAACCACAAGCCGGUGCAAGCCAUCGAGAAUCUGCUGGUGCGCAAUGGGGCCCUGAAUAUCCGGUACAAGGCAAUUCAGAGGAGCCUGUAUGACGUCCACAUGCGCAACUGGCUGCGCCACUUCCCCCUGGAACAGAUACACAUCGUAGAUGGGGACGCUCUGAUCCGAGACCCCUUGCCAGAGCUUCAGAAGGUGGAGUGCUUCCUUAAUUUGCCCCCAAGGAUAGUAUCCUCCAACUUCUACUUCAACCAGACCAAGGGGUUUUACUGUAUCCGAAGCGAUGGCCGAGAGCGCUGUCUGCAUGAGUCUAAGGGGCGUCCGCACCCGGCUGUCAACAGCACCGUCCUCCAGCAGCUCCGCUCCUUCCUACAGGAACACAACCGAACCUUCUUCAGGCUGGUGAAGCGCACCUUCGACUGGCAAUAAGGAACCCAGAUCGGACACAAGGGGAGCCCCUUCCUUGUCUUGGAUGAGGACAGACAGAGAGGGGGCAUAAAGCACUUUACAGAACUGACAUCUAAAAAGCCCUUUCAAUAGCCUCUUAAUAACUACUGCUGUGAUCUCUGGUUUCAGCAGAGCAGUUAUAUAUUUACACGAUAAGGCAAAAAAAAAAACAUGAAAAACUGUAACUAGAGGCGUAAGAUUAAAUGGAAGAAUCUCUAAGCUUAAUAAGUCAUUCUGUCUGUGCUGGAAGCGUUUAAGUGAUCUAAAUUGCAGUGAAAACACAUUCAUGGAACUUUUUUCCCUCUCGCUCUCUCUUGUUUGAUAUUCUUGUUCUUGAUAAUAAA